Geodia barretti is the source of this 959-nucleotide messenger RNA. The record is from the annotation of a GenBank genome assembly. Lineage: Eukaryota; Metazoa; Porifera; Demospongiae; Tetractinellida; Geodiidae.
CUGUGCAAAAUGGCGACCAUCGUAGGACCUUUUUCCUCGCCUAAUUCUCGUGACAAUCUAAUAAAGUGGGUACGGAUAUCUCUUCGUCAGCAAGAGAGAGUUACAAAAAUUGAACCUACGUCGACCGGAGUUAAGCCAAGUGCUAAUAGCAUCAGUAGAGUUGUAUCUUUUGUUCUGGAUGAGCUACAAACCUCAGGAAGCCUCUUGGGCUAUCGAAUGAUGUGGAAAAGGUUACAACUAAAGCACAAAAUACCUGUUCCAAGAAAUUUAGUGAGUCAUGUGCUCUCUCAGCUGGAUCCUGAAGGGUGUUUGCAACGUUGGUGCAAGAAACUUCGUCGAAGAAAAUACUAUAACAGAGUAAACCAAGAUAACAACACAUUCUUCAGUUUGCAAAGAUUGAAGUGUUUUGUAGUUCUUCCCUGAUUUUCCAUCAGAGAUUGUCUGCGGUUCUGUUUCAUGCACUUGAUCCAACAAGAGCUAGAUCAAGUGGCACAUGAAUGGAAUACUCAUACAAUACGUUCGAGCAAACACUGUUUUGUACCUGCAGGAGUACCAAAUGAACUAUACUUUCUUCCUGAAGUAUAUACAAUGUUUGAUGCCAACUCUUCACAUGUGUCUAAUCCUAUAUACAAUAGAUUAUGCAGAGGAACCGGACCCUCCUGCAUCCCUUACCCUUGAGUUUCUGCAGGCAGUGAAUGAACUGAUGGUACACCGUGGUCUACUCUUUCCUGACUCUAUAAGAGAUGCUAUGUUGCUGUAUGCGGAGCUUGUUUCUCUACUUGAUGAUUAUUGAUAUUUUGACUCACAUUAUUAUAACCAUUAUGAUUUAAUGAUGAACCCUUGAUGGGACACUUGACAAUGACUAUGUUCAGUGGCUAGCAGGAGAAACACAACUGCCUUGGUUGGGGAUCGUAGUAGUGCCUACGGACAUAUAUAUAUAUAUAUAUAUAAAUGAAGAC